Molecule: messenger RNA, 1832 nt
Organism: Selaginella moellendorffii
Lineage: Eukaryota; Viridiplantae; Streptophyta; Lycopodiopsida; Selaginellales; Selaginellaceae
Exons: 12
Coding region: 260-1741 (493 amino acids)
Molecular function (GO): metalloendopeptidase activity
Source: RefSeq, a predicted model, not a curated record
UCAGCCAGUACAGUAGGAAAUAGCUUGUAGCAAAAAACAGGUGGAUUCCAUCCCUCGGCUCCACGAUCGAUCGAUCGACCCCACGCUCCGCCGGCAUGAAGAUUGGCGCUUUCUUGGCGUGAUCUAGGGCAGCGGGAUGGAGCACCCGCAUUGCGGGAGGGCUUUCUUUCUUUCGGCUCCGAGAAUUCCGAGGGAGGAUCGUAGGGCGCCAUGAGGAUUUAAGGGUGGAUCUUGAUAUUUCCAGCGAGCUCCCGCGGCGAUGGUGUCGGAUUUGGUCAGCGUCCGGCCUUCGCCACAAUACAAUGCAAAGGACUCGGUGAAAUUCGUCUCGGACUCGUCGGAGAAUUUCUCUUCCGCGAGCGAUGUUCGUCCCACGGCCGCGGCCACGGCAGCGGCGGUGGCGCAAUUCACCGAGCACGAAGUACAAAGAGGGGACUGGCUCUAUGAUAUCGGGCGGCGUCACAAUGUGGAUUUGAGAUCAUUGCUCAAGGCCAAUCCUAACUUAAUCAAUCCAGAUAGUAUCCACGUAGGGAGCCGGAUCAGGAUUCCACAAGUUUCUUCCUCGUCCAACGUUUGCAUUCCUCCGGUGAGUGUCCGGCAGCCUAUAACACAAACUAGAAACGCUCGAGAAGCAACGGCAAGCACAGUGAAGGAUUCUUCGUUUUCUAGCCAAGCCGAGAAUCUGACGCUCAGUAAGAUCUUCAUGCUGCUUGGGAGCUUCUUGUGGAGAGAUCGAGAUCGAGUUCACAAGGUCGUGGACGGGGAUUCUUUGGAGUGGCUUGCCGAGAAAUAUGGGACCACUGUGAGUGCUCUUCGCAGGCUAAACAAUCUACAGACUGAUACCAUAUACACGGGAAGUGUGUUGAAGAUUGAUAGAGCACACUCUCGUCGUCUGCACGGGACAUACCUUGGAAAGAAAGCAAGCUUCAAAGAAAGGAAUGGUUUGCUGGAUGGCAUUCUCGAGACACCCUUACCUAUUGCCGGGAGGAAAGAACCGAUGCCCGGGCCAUUGAAGUACGUCAAGGUUCGGUAUGGCGAUACUUUGGCAGACAUAGCUUGUGCCAACGGUUUAACCAUCAGGGAGUUGCAAAAGCUUAACCAUUUGCGGGAUGAUGCUAUUUUCGAAGGCGACCACCUUGUCAUCGCUUCAGACCCCACAAGUAUAGACAUCUCGGACAUACGAUCCGGCAGGCGGAGGACCAGUCGUCCAUUGUUCUCCAGGCACACGUCUUCGCUACAAGGAAGCAGUAAAUAUCCAGUCGGAGGUCCGGCUCUCACGUUCAAAGCAAGAGUUGCAAGUGGAGGAAUCAAGCUUGAAGGGCGAUGGAAAACAAAGAAGAAAGGCUUCCAACAACCAAGAGACAAGCGAUUUCAAUUCAGUUCUCCUCUUACUGACGCGUUCAUAAGUAGCCCGUUUGGUUGGCGAUGGGGUGCCUUCCACGAGGGUGUAGAUCUUGCGGCAGAUAAAGGCAGUCCAAUCCUUGCAUCAAACAGAGGACUUGUAACUUUUGCCGGAUGGAGUGGCGGAUAUGGAUACCUGGUUGCAAUUCAACAUGAAGGAGGGUUUGUAACUAGAUACGCGCAUUGCUGUGCCAUUCAUGCUCGCGUUGGUCAGCAAGUCUCGAGAGGCCAGCGAGUCGCAGCGGUAGGAGCCACGGGGCACGCAACUGGGCCUCAUCUUCAUUUUGAAGUUAGAAGGAAUGGUGAGGCACUGGACCCCUUGAAAUGGGUGAACUUGUAGGAUCGAAUAAGCCAGGUUCUGCUCAAAAGUUGAUUACUUAUACAUCUCAUUUAUUUUUCAGCAAUAAGAAAUAUUCUCACAGCUUAAGUUA